Molecule: messenger RNA, 4310 nt
Organism: Hypanus sabinus (Atlantic stingray)
Lineage: Eukaryota; Metazoa; Chordata; Chondrichthyes; Myliobatiformes; Dasyatidae
Product: mucin-2-like
Exons: 4
Coding region: 1-1272 (423 amino acids)
Source: RefSeq, a predicted model, not a curated record
AUGAGCUCCAAGACCUGGGCCUCAACACCCCCUUGUGCAAUUGGACCCUGGAUUCCCUCACUUGCAAACCCCGCUCAGUUCCGAUCGGCAACAACACCUCCACCAUCUCCACCAGCACAGGGCUGUGCGCUUCGCCCACUGCUCCCCCCGCUCUACACCUGUGUCUGUGCGGUUAAGCACAGCUCCGAUGUCCUGCUCAGGUUGGCUGACGACACCACCGUCACAGGAGGGAGACUGGAAAUCUGUCCCAGCGGUGCCACAACAACAACCACCUCUCUCAACGUCAGCACGACCAGGGAGCUGAUGAAUGACUUCGGGAGGGAACCGGAGGCCCGCAUUAGAGGAUCAGAGGUGGAGAGGUUAUUACCCCUCAACCAUCAGGUCCCACACCACCAGGUUCAGGGACAGUUAUCACCCCUCAGCCAUCAGGUCCCACACCACCAGGUUCAGGAACAGUUAUCACCCCUCAGCCAUCAGGUCCCACACCACCAGGUUCAGGGACAGUUAUCACCCUUCAGCCAUCAGGUCCCACACCACCAGGUUCAGGGACAGUUAGCACCCCUCAACCAUCAGGUAGAAGGUACAGGAGCCUCAGGUCCCACACCACCAGGUUCAGGGACAGUUAUCACCCCUCAACCAUCAGGUCCCACACCACCAGGUUCAGGGACAGUUAUCACCCCUCAACCAUCAGGUCCCACACCACCAGGUUCAGGGACAGUUAUUACCCCUCAGCCAUCAGGUCCCACACCACUAGGUUCAGGAACAGUUAUUAACCCUCAACCAUCAGGUCCCACACCACCAGGUUCAGGGACAGUUAGCACCCCUCAGCCAUCAGGUAGAAGGUACAGGAGCCUCAGGUCCCACACCACCAGGUUCAGGGACAGUUAUUACCCCUCAGCCAUCAGGUCCCACACCACCAGGUUCAGGGACAGUUAUCACCCCUCAGCCAUCAGGUCCCACACCACCAGGUUCAGGGACAGUUAUUACCCCUCAGCCAUCAGGUCCCACACCACCAGGUUCAGGGACAGUUAUUACCCUUCAACCAUCAGGUCCCACACCACCAGGUUCAGGAAUAGUUAUUACCCCUCAACCAUCAGGUCCCACACCACCAGGUUCAGGGACAGUUAUCACCCCUCAGCCAUCAGGUCCCACACCACCAGGUUCAGGAACAGUUAUCACCCCUCAGCCAUCAGGUCCCACACCACCAGGUUCAGGGACAGUUAUCACCCUUCAGCCAUCAGGUCCCACACCACCAGGUUCAGGGACAGUUAGCACCCCUCAACCAUCAGGUAGAAGGUACAGGAGCCUUAGGUCCCACACCACCAGGUUCAGGGACAGUUAGCACCCCUCAGCCAUCAGGUAGAAGGUACAGGAGCCUCAGGUCCCACACCACCAGGUUCAGGGACAGUUAUCACCCCUCAACCAUCAGGUCCCACACCACCAGGUUCAGGGACAGUUAUCACCCCUCAACCAUCAGGUCCCACACCACCAGGUUCAGGGACAGUUAUCACCCCUCAACCAUCAGGUCCCACACCACCAGGUUCAGGGACAGUUAUUACCCCUCAGCCAUCAGGUCCCACACCACUAGGUUCAGGAACAGUUAUUAACCCUCAACCAUCAGGUCCCACACCACCAGGUUCAGGGACAGUUAGCACCCCUCAGCCAUCAGGUAGAAGGUACAGGAGCCUCAGGUCCCACACCACCAGGUUCAGGGACAGUUAUUACCCCUCAGCCAUCAGGUCCCACACCACCAGGUUCAGGGACAGUUAUCACCCCUCAGCCAUCAGGUCCCACACCACCAGGUUCAGGGACAGUUAUUACCCUUCAACCAUCAGGUCCCACACCACCAGGUUCAGGGACAGUUAUCACCCCUCAACCAUCAGGUCCCACACCACCAGGUUCAGGGACAGUUAUUACCCCUCAGCCAUCAGGUCCCACACCACCAGGUUCAGGGACAGUUACUACCCCUCAACCAUUGGGACCCACACCACCAGGUUCAGGAACUAAUCACCCCUCAACCAUCAGGUCCCACACCACCAGGUUCAGGAACAGUUAUUAACCCUCAACCAUCAGGUCCCACACCACCAGGUUCAGGAACAGUUAUUACCCCUCAACCAUCGGGACCCACACCACCAGGUUCAGGAACUAAUCACCCCUCAACCAUCAGGUCCCACACCACCAGGUUCAGGAACAGUUAUUAACCCUCAACCAUCAGGUCCCACACCACCAGGUUCAGGAACAGUUAUUACCCCUCAACCAUCAGGUUCCACACCACCAGGUUCAGGGACAGUUAUUACCCUUCAACCAUCAGGUCCCACACCACCAGGUUCAGGGACAGUUAUCACCCCUCAACCAUCAGGACCCACACCACCAGGUUCAGGGACAGUUAUCACCCCUCAACCAUCAGGUAGAAGGUACAGGAGCCUCAGGUCCCACACCACCAGGUUCAGGGACAGUUAUCACCCCUCAACCAUCAGGUAGAAGGUACAGGAGCCUCAGGUCCCACACCACCAGGUUCAGGGACAGUUAUUAACCCUCAACCAUCAGGUCCCACACCACCAGGUUCAGGGACAGUUAGCACCCCUCAGCCAUCAGGUAGAAGGUACAGGAGCCUCAGGUCCCACACCACCAGGUUCAGGGACAGUUAUUACCCCUCAGCCAUCAGGUCCCACACCACCAGGUUCAGGGACAGUUAUCACCCCUCAGCCAUCAGGUCCCACACCACCAGGUUCAGGGACAGUUAUUACCCUUCAACCAUCAGGUCCCACACCACCAGGUUCAGGGACAGUUAUUACCCCUCAACCAUCAGGUCCCACACCACCAGGUUCAGGGACAGUUAUCACCCCUCAACCAUCAGGUCCCACACCACCAGGUUCAGGGACAGUUAGCACCCCUCAACCAUCAGGUAGAAGGUACAGGAGCCUCAGGUCCCACACCACCAGGUUCAGGGACAGUUAUCACCCCUCAACCAUCAGGUCCCACACCACCAGGUUCAGGGACAGUUAUCACCCCUCAACCAUCAGGUCCCACACCACCAGGUUCAGGGACAGUUAUCUCCCCUCAACCAUCAGGUCCCACACCACCAGGUUCAGGGACAGUUAUUACCCCUCAGCCAUCAGGUCCCACACCACCAGGUUCUGGAACAGUUUUUACCCCUCAGCCAUCAGGUCCCACACCACCAGGUUCAGGGACAGUUACUACCCCUCAACCAUCGGGACCCACACCACCAGGUUCAGAAACUAAUCACCCCUCAACCAUCAGGUCCCACACCACCAGGUUCAGGAACAGUUAUUAACCCUCAACCAUCAGGUCCUACACCACCAGGUUCAGGAACAGUUAUUACCCCUCAACCAUCGGGACCCACACCACCAGGUUCAGGAACUAAUCACCCCUCAACCAUCAGGUCCCACACCACCAGGUUCAGGGACAGUUAGCACCCCUCAGCCAUCAGGUAGAAGGUACAGGAGCCUCAGGUCCCACACCACCAGGUUCAGGGACAGUUAUCACCCCUCAACCAUCAGGUAGAAGGUACAGGAGCCUCAGGUCCCACACCACCAGGUUCAGGGACAGUUAUCACCCCUCAUUCAUCAGGUAGAAGGUACAGGAGCCUCAGGUCCCACACCACCAGGUUCAGGGACAGUUAUCACCCCUCAACCAUCAGGUCCCACAUCACCAGGUUCAGGGACAGUUAUCACCCCCUCAACCAUCAGGUCCCACACCACCAGGUUCAGGGACAGUUAUUACCCCUCAACCAUCAGGUCCCACACCACCAUGUUCAGGAACAGUUAUUACCCCUCAGCCAUCAGGUCCCACACCACCAGGUUCAGGGACAGUUACUACCCCUCAACCAUCGGGACCCACACCACCAGGUUCAGGAACUAAUCACCCCUCAACCAUCAGGUCCCACACCACCAGGUUCAGGAACAGUUAUUAACCCUCAACCAUCAGGUCCCACACCACCAGGUUCAGGAACAGUUAUUACCCCUCAACCAUCGGGACCCACACCACCAGGUUCAGGAACUAAUCACCCCUCAACCAUCAGGUCCCACACCACCAGGUUCAGGAACAGUUAUUAACCCUCAACCAUCAGGUCCCACACCACCAGGUUCAGGAACAGUUAUUACCCCUCAACCAUCAGGUCCCACACCACCAGGUUCAGGAACUAAUCACCCCUCAACCAUCAGGUCCCACACCACCAGGUUCAGGGACAGUUAUCACCCCUCAACCAUCAGGUCCCACACCACCAGGUUCAGGAACAGUUAUUACCCCUCAACCAUCAGGUCCCACACCACCAGGUUCAGGAACAGUUA